This is a messenger RNA of Linum tenue, 699 nucleotides long. NCBI's taxonomy places the organism in Eukaryota, Viridiplantae, Streptophyta, Magnoliopsida, Malpighiales, Linaceae. The record is from the annotation of a GenBank genome assembly.
UCCAAGCUCGGAAUCCCUCCGCUGAAAUGGAGCAAGAAGCUCGCCGACUUCGCCGCCUCUUGGGCGCACACGAGGCAGGGGGACUGUGAGCUCAUCCACUCCGACACCAGCUACGGCGAGAACCUGUUUUGGGGGAGCGGCAAGCAGUGGAGCCAUGGCGACGCAGUGGCGGCGUGGGCCGCCGAGAGAUGCUACUACGAUCACGCGGCGAAUUCGUGUAGAAAAGGUCAGGAUUGCUUGCACUACACCCAGAUGGUUUGGAGGCAGAGCACGCGAAUUGGGUGUGCUCGAGUUGUCUGUAAGAGCGAGCACGCGAAUUGGAGAUUUUCUGCUUCUACUCCCACCGAACUGAUGGGACUCUUGAUGAUCCUUAUCUUGAUCUGUCCCCUCCUCGGUGGGAACGUCCGGUCUUGCUUUCUAGAAGACCCGAAUACCAUUUCAUCCACUCCGGCACCAGCUACGGCGAGAACCUGUUCUGGGGGAGCGGCAAGCAGUGGAGCCACGACGACGCAGUGGCGGCGUUGGCCGCCGAGAGAUGCUACUACGAUCACGCGGCGAAUUCGUGUAGAAAAGGUCAGGAUUGCUUGCACUACACCCAGAUGGUUUGGAGGCAGAGCACGCGAAUUGGGUGUGCUCGAGUUGUCUGUAAGAGCGAGCACGCGAAUUGGAGAUUUUCUGCUUCUACUCCCACCGAACUGA